Molecule: messenger RNA, 348 nt
Organism: Eucalyptus grandis
Lineage: Eukaryota; Viridiplantae; Streptophyta; Magnoliopsida; Myrtales; Myrtaceae
Product: tRNA-specific adenosine deaminase TAD2-like
Exons: 4
Coding region: 1-348 (115 amino acids)
Biological process (GO): tRNA wobble adenosine to inosine editing
Molecular function (GO): tRNA-specific adenosine-34 deaminase activity
Source: RefSeq, a predicted model, not a curated record
AUGGAAACUGGUGACAUGGCUUCGGGUGAACGAUUCUCUCCUGAGCUUGCUUUGGACAGCCAUGAAGUUCCAGUUGGCUGUUUGAUUGUUGAGGAAGGACAUCUUACUGCUACAGGAAGAAACAGUACUAAUGAGGCACAUAAUGCAACAAGAUGUGCAAAAAUGGAAGCUCUUGAUGUUCUUCUUGAACAGUGGCAGAGGAUUGGAUUUUUGUCUGCAGAAGUUGCAGAGAAGUAUUCAGCAUGCUCCCUUUAUGUGAUAUGUGAACUAUACAUAAUGUGUGCAGCAGCAUUAUUGAUCAUUGGUACAUCUGUUGAUCGUACUGAAAUGAAACUAAACUUAUGUUAA